Hypoxylon trugodes is the source of this 1089-nucleotide messenger RNA. RefSeq lists its product as uncharacterized. The record is from RefSeq and is a predicted model, not a curated record. The transcript is spliced from 5 exons. Lineage: Eukaryota; Fungi; Ascomycota; Sordariomycetes; Xylariales; Hypoxylaceae. The coding region runs from base 1 to 1089 and encodes 362 amino acids.
AUGCCGUCUAUCUCCUCCUCCCUUCUUUCCUUGGCGUCUUUGUUGGCCAUUGCCCAAGCGCAUGGUGUUCUUAUAAAGGUGCAAGGCAACAAAGGUUCUCCAGAGGGUGUUGGAUUCCAGGUCGAAUCUGAGUUGGCAAGAAACUGCACAUCUAUUAGUCCCUGCCAACAAGAUACGACUAUUAUUCGAGAUGCAGAGAUUUCCGCCAAUGUCGUGAACGAAUGUGGACGCACGGAACUCUCUGGUAAUAUCGAUAUCGGAGAAAAUACCGAAAACCAGCUCGCCGCCGGCAUAGUAACACAGGUUUCCAAAGGCUCCUCGGUCGACGUAACGAUACACCAGGUGAAUGCAGAUGGAGCAGGCCCCUAUGCCUGCGAUCUGGUCGAAGCCGGCAACAAUGGUAUCAUAACACAGAACCUAACGGUUGAAAACAACGUCCCUGGGGUCAAUGGAUUUUCUCAGGCAAAGACCCAAGACUUUGUAAUACGGGUAAACAUGCCUGACAACUUCACAUGCACCGGAUCGUCCGCCGGUAACGUCUGCACUGUCCGCUGCCGUAACAAUGCCCAGGCUGGGCCAUUUGGCGGUUGCUUUCCCGUGCAGCAAACCGAUGUACAGCCAAAUGUAAAUACUCCAGCGAAUAUCCCUACCUCGCUAUCGCUCGAAAAAAUCACAGCCCAGAUAGCUCAAGACAAACAGGAUCUUCCUGCUGCUGUUGCCGCUAUCCAGAAUGCGGGUUCGGAUUCUGCGCUGCAAGGUGUGGCUGUUGUUAGUUCUCUUCUAGGACAAACCACCCUUGUUAGUAAGGUUGCUUCGACAUUAACUCCCUCUGUUGAGACGGGAGCCGCUGCCACUGCGACGGCAGUUGCUGAUACCACAACGAGUGCCGCUGCUGCUCAAACUAGUGCUGCCAAUGGUCGCAGUGGUAAGGGACGUGGUGGAAACAACAACAAUAACGCAAAUGCCAAUGCUGGCAAUGCUAAUAACGCUGCCAACGAUGCCGGAAACAAUGGAAACGGCCAAAGUAACGCCGGCAAGAACAAUGGCAACAAUAACAACAACAAGAGAAGCCGUAUGUUCUUCGCGUGA